AUGGACGCGUCCGUGAUCGCCAGCUUCCGCGAGAAGGUGGUGCAGCAGCCCGAGGUGUUCUUCACGCCGUCGGAGGAGGUCGCCAAGAACGUGAAGGCCUUCGCCAAGCAUGCGUUCGACCGCACGUCCAAAUACCAGAGCAAGAGCGGCAGCGCCGCGCCUCUGGAGGAGCUGUACGUGGACGGCUUCGACGCCGACCAGAUCUGGGAGCAGCUCCGCCUGCUGAACGGCCCGCUGGUGACGGAGAUGGCGCAGCGCAUCCGCACGUUCAGCAAGAAGCCCGAGAACAUCCUGCUGUUCCCGUCCGAGAAGCAGGAGGAGAGCGAAGAGGAGGAGGAC
Messenger RNA from Phytophthora sojae, 339 nucleotides. RefSeq lists its product as hypothetical. The transcript is spliced from 2 exons. The record is from RefSeq and is a predicted model, not a curated record. The annotation marks the transcript as partial. Gene Ontology annotation, biological process: rRNA processing. Lineage: Eukaryota; Oomycota; Peronosporomycetes; Peronosporales; Peronosporaceae. Gene Ontology annotation, cellular component: Mpp10 complex; small-subunit processome; sno(s)RNA-containing ribonucleoprotein complex.